Messenger RNA from Tripterygium wilfordii, 541 nucleotides. RefSeq lists its product as uncharacterized. The transcript has 2 exons. Bases 88 to 381 code for a protein of 97 amino acids. The record is from RefSeq and is a predicted model, not a curated record. NCBI's taxonomy places the organism in Eukaryota, Viridiplantae, Streptophyta, Magnoliopsida, Celastrales, Celastraceae.
UUGGGUGCAGUGUACACAGUACAGUUUAGGGUUAAUUUAUUCAGUGUUGUUUGCGUCGAUUUCUCUCCAGUCUGCAAAUACAGGUCGAUGGCGUUGAACAAUGGGCUUAGAUCUGCUUCAAGGUUACUAACUACCUCUAAAUCGCUUAUUUCGACUCCAGUGAAAAGAGAGAUCCAUUCAAGUGGGAUGAGGAUGGGAGGAGGACAUGCGCAUGGUCAUGAUGAACCUUACUACCUUCAUGCAAAGCACAUGUACAACUUGGACAGGAUGAAAUAUCAGAAGGUAAAGAUGCCUCUUGCUGUCUUGGCUGCCUUCAGCAUUGGUGUUGGCGUUCCUAUAUAUGCAGUCAUUUUCCAGCAAAGGAAAACUGCAUCGGGCUGAGUCAUUAUUGAUUUGUAUGGAUUAUUUAUUUGUAUGGCUUUCAUUUGAUGUGGGAUUUAUUUGUUUUCUGCUGUUCAUUUUGUGGAAUAUGAACUAAAUAAUAAUAUGCAUCCUUCCGAUGGCCAAUAUUUGACUGAAUGUCAGUUUCUAGUUUCACGCU